GCGUCCUUGCCAUAUAAGCCAUGGAAAUAUAUGCAAAUUGAGAAAAAAUAAAACAUGCGGAACUCUUAAAUGUUUAUUUGUUGUUUUUCUAAUUUAUAAAAAGUUCUCAAGUAUUUGUUCAACUGAAGCAGAAGUGUUAAGUAGUGAGCACAUUGCACAUUAUUUAUUCCCAAAAUCACCACCGAAUCGGUUGGCCUUCUGCAGAGGGCACGGUAAAAGAGGGGAUUUCUAUAAUAAACGAUUAGAAUGAUAAGUCAGAACGCUUCGUAAAAUUAGUUUUCGUUUGUUUCUAAUAUUAAUUUAUGUUUUUAAAAUGUCUUUGCACGCAUCGCUUAGAUUUCUGACUAAAUAUAAAGUUUUAAUUUGCAAUGUUCGAUAUGCUUCUCAGGCAAUGCCGCAACUGUCUUCGGAGAAAUACAAUGUAAAGAGGAAAGACUUUGCUAAAGUACAAAACUCAGAUGUGAAUCAUUUUAAAUCCUUGCUUAGUGAGGAUAGGGUGCUGACUGAAGAUGGUGAUGUGUUGCCAUUUAAUAUUGACUGGAUUAAGAAUUGCAGAGGACAAUCCAAAGUUGUGUUAAAGCCGAAGUCUACAGCAGAAAUAUCAGCGGUACUAAAGUACUGCAAUGAUAGAAAGUUAGCUGUUUGCCCUCAAGGUGGCAACACUGGAUUAGUCGGUGGCUCUGUACCUGUGUUUGACGAGGUUGUCAUCAACCUUAUGUUGAUGAACAAAAUUAUCAACUUGGAUUGCAUAUCAGGAUCUCUAGUCUGUGAAGCGGGAUGCAUACUUGAAACACUAGAGAACCACGUCAAAGAGCACGGCCUGAUUAUGCCACUUGACUUGGGCAGUAAAGGCUCCUGCCACAUAGGUGGUAAUGUCAGUACCAACGCCGGAGGACAACGCCUUGUAAAAUAUGGGAACUUGCAUGGAUCUGUGCUUGGGCUGGAAGCUGUAAAAGCGAAUGGCAUAAUCGUAGAUUGCCUUAAAACACUUAAGAAGGACAAUACUGGAUAUCAUCUGAAACACUUGUUUAUUGGUUCGGAGGGUACUCUAGGAGUAGUUACGAAAGUUGCAAUUCACUGCCCUGUGCUUCCCAAGGCAAUUAACGUAGCUUACUUUGGUGUUAAUACAUUCGACGAAGUUCUUCAAGUAUUUAAAAGAGCGAAGUCGUCACUAGGAGAAAUCGUAUCUGCAUUCGAAAUGAUGGACAACUAUUCUAUAAAAACAGUGAUUAAAAAUAUGAAUUUAACAAAUCCUUUGCCAGAUUAUCCAUUUUACGUGUUGUUAGAGACUCAUGGCAGUGACAUAGAACACGACACUGAGAAGUUGACGCGGUUCCUUUCCAAAGAAAUUGAUGAAGGCCAAGUAUUAAACGGAAUUAUCGCUUCAGAAACUGCUAAAAUUCAGGCAAUAUGGAACCUCCGUGAGAAUAUACCGGCGGCGGGUCUGCGAGAUGCAGGCUACCUCUUCACCUCCGACAUAUCGCUGCCGGCUGCAAACUACUACCAGAUAGUGCCAAUGCUGCGUGAGAGAUUAAGCUCGAAAGUCAAAAGUGUAUAUGGCUUUGGCCACUUGGGCGACGGUAACAUUCAUAUAAAUGUAGCACUAUCAGAAUUCAAUGAAGAAAUGCUAUCCUUGAUAGAAAACAUCAUGUAUGAAGAAGUUGCUAAGCUCAACGGUUCUAUAAGUGCAGAACACGGUGUUGGUUUUUACAAACCAAAAUAUAUACACUACAGCCAAGAUGAUAGUGCUCUGCAAGUCAUGAGGGAAUUAAAACAACUUAUGGACCCAAAUGGAAUAUUAAACCCUUACAAAGUUCUACCGGAAACCAAGAAUUAA
Molecule: messenger RNA, 1837 nt
Organism: Hyposmocoma kahamanoa
Lineage: Eukaryota; Metazoa; Arthropoda; Insecta; Lepidoptera; Cosmopterigidae
Gene: D2hgdh
Product: D-2-hydroxyglutarate dehydrogenase, mitochondrial
Exons: 9
Coding region: 314-1837 (507 amino acids)
Cellular component (GO): mitochondrion
Molecular function (GO): FAD binding; catalytic activity
Source: RefSeq, a predicted model, not a curated record